ACCACCGCGUAUUUAUCGUAAUCAGAAUGGCAUCAAAGAUAAUUUACUUCACAGUGAAUGGGAGACCCGAACAAGCAGAGUUUCAGAUUGACUCCCCAGCUCAAGAUGUCAAAGACCUGUUCCGGGCAGCGGCAGAGGCUGGACCCCAUGACAUCCUGAAGCUGUACAACACCAAGGGCAACAUCAUCAACAUCUCCCCCCAGCUGGAGUCAAACAGCCCCCACGCCUGCUACAAGCUGGAGGUGGUGGCCGCAGACUGCAACAGGGAGCCGUUCGGUGCAGAGCUUGCAGUUGCUUUAGGAUUUGAUCUUUCCUCCAUGGAGAAAAGGUUACAGAGCCUGGAGAGGAAGAUAUUAAUUGAGGCAGGAGAAACUCCUUCUGUUGUGUAUGAGAUGAAGAACCAGGUGGAGUUGUUCCGUGAGAAACUGGAGAGUGUUGAACAUCUGAGCUGGCUGGGUCUCUUCAAGGAGCUAUCAGACGGGACACACAAACCAUCCCCUUUCUACCACAAGAGGGCGCUGCGCAAGACUCGGGAGGAGUGCGAGCAUGUGCGAGAAAAGUUUCUUCAGAUGAGUUCCCUGGAAGUGACCGAGGAGGUGAGACAGUAUCUCAAAACUCCCACCUUUGACAACUGGCAGUGGGAGGAUGCUGAGAUCAUGGUGCUGCUGCAGGUGAUGUACACAGACCUGGACUUCAUUCCCACCUUCAACAUUGAGCUGGAGGUCCUGCAGCAGUUCCUGUACGAGGUCUACCGUCACUACAACAACAUCCCCUUCCACAACUUCAAGCACUGCUUCUGCGUCACCCAGAUGAUGUAUGGGCUCAUAUGGCUGACUGACCUGAGGAGUAAAAUGGACAGCAUCGACCUCCUGACCAUGCUGACCUCAGCGGUGUGUCAUGACCUAGACCACACCGGUUACAACAAUGCAUACCAGAUCAAUGCACGUACUGAGCUUGCUCUCCGGUACAAUGACAUAUCUCCCCUGGAGAACCACCACUGUGCCGUGGCCUUUGAGAUCCUGGAGAAGACAGAGAGCAAUAUUUUUAGAAACCUGACGACUGAGCAGUAUAAAAGGAUUAGAGAAGGCAUGAUCAAGUGCAUCCUUGCCACUGACAUGACGAGGCACAACGAGAUCCUGAACAAAUUCAAGUCCAUCCUGCCUGUGUUCGACUUCAACAACAAGGACCACAAGGACGUGCUGAUGAUGAUCAUGAUCAAAGUGAGCGACAUCUCCAAUGAGGCGAGGCCCAUGGAUGUGGCGGAGCCCUGGCUGGACUGCCUGCUGCAGGAGUUCUUCAAUCAGAGUGACAUGGAGAAGCUGGAGGGCCUACCUGUGACUCCAUUCAUGGACAGGGACAAGGUGACCAAGCCGUCCUCCCAGACUGGCUUCAUUCGCUUUGUCCUCUUUCCCCUCUUCAUCGAGCUGGCCAACCUUUUCCCCUGUCUGGAGCAACACAUCAUCGACCCGGUACGCAAGGCCCUAGACUACUACACUGAGAUGGAGAAAGCCCUGGACAAAGAGAAGCAGAACCGUGCCCAAAGCGACAAGGCAGGCAAGUCAAAAGAGACGGGAGCUGACUUGCCAAGGGAGCCUGACGUCCCGUCAGAACAGCCAUCAGCCAAUCAGAACCUCUCGAAACCUGGGGGAGCCUUGAAACCGAUUGCACUGUAA
Messenger RNA from Megalops cyprinoides (Indo-Pacific tarpon), 1673 nucleotides. Its product is annotated as high affinity cGMP-specific 3',5'-cyclic phosphodiesterase 9A. Gene Ontology annotation, biological process: cGMP catabolic process. The transcript has 14 exons. Gene Ontology annotation, molecular function: 3',5'-cyclic-GMP phosphodiesterase activity. NCBI's taxonomy places the organism in Eukaryota, Metazoa, Chordata, Actinopteri, Elopiformes, Megalopidae. The coding region runs from base 27 to 1673 and encodes 548 amino acids. The record is from RefSeq and is a predicted model, not a curated record.